CUUGCUUUGGCCCUUGUUAUUUCUUUUAUUCACAAAACUGACAUUCGUGGCUUUCUUUCUUCAGAUAACGGCGACGUCCCUCCCUGCCUUAAUUCAGUUGGAGAAGAAUGUUGCGCUUCGCCAUGAUGAGUCUUCUUAUUCUUACUCUAUGCAUCCUUUCUGCGGCUGCUGACGACGGGGAGGCGAUAGUCUCCAGAUUCCAGGAGUAUCUACGAAUCGACACGGUUCACCCAAAACCCGAUUACUACAAAGCCGUUGACUUUUUAAACUCUCAGGCGAAGUCGCUGUCACUCGAAUCUCAGACGAACGAGUUCGUAAAGGGAAAGCCGCAUCUUCUCCUCAAAUGGGUAGGCUCUGACCCAACCCUGCCUGCCAUUCUCCUCAACUCCCACACCGAUGUGGUUCCCUUCGAGGAAUCCAAGUGGACACACCACCCGCUCCACGCUCACAUGGACAACCAAGGAGACAUUUAUGCCAGAGGCUCGCAGGACAUGAAGUGCGUUGGGAUGCAGUACCUCGAGGCCAUACGCAAGCUCCAGGCUUCUGGCUUCCACCCACUCCGAUCCGUCUAUCUCUCCUUCGUCCCCGAUGAAGAGCUCGGCGGCCACGAUGGAGCCGAGAAGUUCGCUGAAUCCCACCUCUUCAAGAGCUUGAAGAUCGGAAUCGUGCUCGACGAAGGUCUGCCAUCGCCUAGUAAGAGUUACAGAGUAUUCUAUGGAGAGAGGAGUCCCUGGUGGCUUGUGAUUAAGGCUAAAGGACCCCCUGGCCACGGUGCCAAGCUCUAUGACCACUCUGCUAUUGAGAAUCUCCUCAAAAGCAUUGAGAGUAUUCGUCGAUUCAGAGCUUCCCAAUUCGAUCUGCUCAAAGCUGGUGGCACUGCUGAAGGCGACGUCGUCUCCGUUAACAUGGCCUUCCUCAAGGCUGGCACUCCCUCCCCUACUGGUUUCGUGAUGAAUCUACAACCAUCUGAAGCAGAAGCUGGUUUCGACAUUCGUAUCCCACCCAAUGUUGACUCUGAAGCUCUUGAAAGACGUUUGGUGGAGGAAUGGGCACCCGCUGCACGCAACAUGUCUUUUGAGUUCAAGCGGAAGCAUUCGGGGGAUCCGCUCCUUACAGCAGCAGAUGAUUCAAAUCUGUGGUGGAGGCUCUUUGGAAAUGCUGUCAAGGAAGCCGGAGGUAGGACUAGUAAGCCUGAGGUUUUCCCUGCAUCAACAGAUGCUCGCUACUUCCGGAUGGCUGGCGUUCCCGCGUUUGGGUUCUCUCCCAUUUCAAACACCCCCAGUUUGCUUCAUGACCACAACGAGUAUUUGGGUAAAGCUGAGUACUUGAAGGGCAUCGACGUGUAUGUUUCAAUAAUCAAAGCUUACGCAUCAUAUGAAAGCAAGAGUGGUUCACGAGAUGAGUUAUAAGGUUCUUCCUUUAUUGUUGCAUCACACAACAUUUCAGUUUCUGUAACAAACGUGUACAAUCAGUCAAUAAGAUCUGAACCCAUGAAUCAAACAAUGGGAAGAGAGACUGCAUGUAUAGUCAUCAUCAGUACAGUAAUCUUCUUUUAUAGGAUGUGUGCAUAUAAAGUCCAAUUACAAUGAUCUCAUAUGUCAUGAUGUUGGUUCAGUUUAUCUGUUAAUACACAUAAUCAGCAGUA
This is a messenger RNA of Brassica rapa (field mustard), 1645 nucleotides long. Its product is annotated as aminoacylase-1B. Gene Ontology annotation, molecular function: aminoacylase activity. Gene Ontology annotation, biological process: amino acid metabolic process. Lineage: Eukaryota; Viridiplantae; Streptophyta; Magnoliopsida; Brassicales; Brassicaceae. Gene Ontology annotation, cellular component: cytoplasm. The record is from RefSeq and is a predicted model, not a curated record.